Penicillium taxi is the source of this 3987-nucleotide messenger RNA. Its product is annotated as CHAT domain-containing protein. The record is from RefSeq and is a predicted model, not a curated record. Bases 1 to 3987 code for a protein of 1328 amino acids. Lineage: Eukaryota; Fungi; Ascomycota; Eurotiomycetes; Eurotiales; Aspergillaceae. The transcript has a single exon.
AUGAACUUCGACCAUUUUAUAGGCCUGUGCGGUCGAUCUAUCUUUGCAGAAGAAUAUAGGGGAGAUCUUCAUGCAGCAGGGGAUUAUCUACAAAUACAUCCAGAUGCAGGAAUCGAAUCCAAGGCCGAACAUCUACGAUGUCGAUCCAUAUACUCCAUUUUGACAGGCAAGCUAUCGGAUGCCUAUGAGAACCUGACUGCCCUUCAUAAUCUUCUGAGCCAGUUGCCUCCAGAAUGGGGUCUGCGAUGUUCAAACUACAAGGCUCUGGCAGACUAUACGCGCCGCUAUCCUCCAAUGAUACGCUUCUACCAUGAGCGAGGCAAACCCCUCAAUCUGGUGACAAUUAGCGAUAUCAUAGGCUUUUGGGAGAUUUCGCAAAAGCUCACGGCAGGUUGCCUGAAGUAUACACCUGCGACAUCCCGCGACCGAGAACUGUGCCUGGUGCUAUCUGCCGUGGUGUGGCAUCCAUUUCACGUCCGUAAUCUGACCAACACUUUACAUCCCCUCUCUCCAAGUGCCCUGCAGUAUCCAUCCGAUGCAGACUUGGAACCCGUCAUCUCCAAAAAGGCCAGCCUCUUCUUGAAAUAUCGCCAAACAGCUGAAGAAAAUGAUUCACCUGAGAUCGCGACGUAUCUCACUCGCUUGAUCGUUGAGUUUCAUAUUGCCUGCCGGAGUUCCCAGUCUGCAUCCGCACUUGAAGGUCUGUAUGAUAUAUAUGAGGAAAUUGAUGACUAUGCCGGAAUGGCAAACUCCAAGAUGAUGAGAGCAGAUAGCCUCCUCUGUCCACCCUUCACCAGCCCUGUCUCAAUGAAUCUUAUCCUCACCGAUAACAAUUCUGCCAUUGCGGAGGACCCCAUAUGGGAUCCUAUAGAGCACGAUCUCACGUUUGAAUACUCGUCUCAGGCGAGUAAUUGCUACGAGAAUGCCCUCGAUCUCUUUAACAGAGCUGCUUGCAAUCGCGGUCAGGCAGCAGUCUUGCUUCGACAGGCUUGUUGUCUGCACCUAGUAGCACGCAACCGUCGAAGAGAGAAUGAAGACUAUCUUGAUCUUAUUGACGAGGCUUCAAUCAAGUUACAAGAGUCUCUUGAGUUAUUCGGGGAUGACGAAGCAAAUUUACAGCUUGUGAAGGCACAUCAGAUUCUGCUGAGAAUAUUUGAAGGGAAUCUCCAACGCGGCAAGAUACUGGCGAGACAAAUUGGCGAAUGGGGCGCUCAGAACAAGAACGAGACUUUGAUUCAUUUCAUUGGACUUCUUUUCUCUCGCUUUGCGCAGCAGGAGUGGUCGAAGUACUCCAAUUUGGAUACUGCUUUGCAGGCUUGGGAGUGUGCAUAUGAGGUCCUUGAGCCAAUGGGGGAUCUCAUUCCUAUGUUUCAAUCCGUUGUUGCUCGUGCCGCUGCUCAUCAUGACAUCUUCAACUCGACAGAAGCUCUUCUUCUGAUUGAACAAGGAUAUGCCAUGGUUGAUCCUCUCAUAAAUCACUUGAAUAGGAUGAUUAACAGUCAGCCUGAUAACGAAGUGAUGAAAGUAGAUCGGUCAACACUUAUAAUAAUGAGAUGCACGAUAUUAUGGUCAUUCGGUCAAAUCAUGACCAGAACCUAUUUACGUAUGGAGGAUCUACAAGCCUUCCUUCAAUGGCAGGAAAAACUCAAUCAAUGGUACGAGGACGAUGACCACUUUCGCGAAUGGAUACAAAAAUUGGAGAAUGCUCGUCUUAAUAGAUUGUUCAACUCCGAAGUCGGAUUUUCUGCAACGUCACAUAGAGAUAUCUGGCGCCGAUCCAUAGCCGAAGAUACAGCACGUGUUGAAUACAGCUCUUGCGAAAUUAAGUUCCGUCGGCUAUUGGACGAAGGAAACGUUAUCGAGGCGGAAGAAACUCUUCGGAGAUUUGUGGCCGAAGCAGAGCUGUUGGAGAAGUGUUAUACACGAAACCUCAACCGCAUCUUAGCCUAUGAGCGAAUUGGAGAUUUAGUCAAGGCCAGAGAGUCCCUAGAUGCGAUUGAUGACAAUGAGCUGUUCAAUGGAGAUCUGGAAUAUUAUCGAAAGAACACUGCCGUCCGAUUGGCUUUCCCAACGGUGGCACAAAAUGCAUUGUCAUUCAGCAUCUACGGGAGGGAUAUGCAGAGGGCUCGCCGAUUGAUAACAAUCAUCACUGAUAUAUCGCCAACAUUCUUCGAUGACGCGAUUGACAAUGUGUUCGAUCAUUCUAAUCGUCUCGGUCAGUUUGGGACUAUCAUGAUGGAUGUGGACCCUGAGCUUGCCUUGUCCAAGCUGCUUCUUGCCCGUAAAAUGAUUGAGACUAGACGAAGCCAGACUACCGAUAUGGAUGCCCGUAUUGGGCACUCCAGGGUAAGUUGGAGUAAUGAGGUCUACCAGGACCUUGCACGGAUAUGCCUCACCUAUGCGGAUUCUGACGCUCCUCUGGGUUUGAUUCAAAAGUACGAGCAUGGCCACUUUGAGGAAGCAUCCUGGGCUGAACAUGCCCUGCUCUUUGUCGAGAUGAACAGGGCACGUACAGUGCUAGAUUCUUUAUCCUUGCAGCCAGAUGCCGCUCAAGCAGCCGACAUACCGGGUAUACCGAAGAUUGCGUCUCUGUCAGAGGCAGUUCAAAAGCGACGCCUCCUGCGAUCUCUCAUGGCCCUCAGAUCAAUGACUCCAGAACAAAAAUUAGAAGCCUCGCAGCUGCAAGCGGAUAUUGAAGCGCUAGAGGAGGAUGGCACUUUGUCUUCCGCAGCCACAUUCAUCGAUUCAGUCAAUUCUGCAAUCGACCCAAAGAAAUUAUACCAGAGCAUCGACUCAAACACUGUGGUUAUUGAGACAACGUUUGGAUCUCGCGGUAUGAUUGCUUUCGCUGUGACUAGAAAUGGCAUUCAGCGGGCGUAUCAAGAGUCCACACGUCUUGUUGAUAUGCGAAGAAAUGUGAUGCUGGCUAUGCAGGUCAUGAGAGAGAUGAGUGGCACUCUCGGAGAGGAAGAAGAGAAUCGCAAGAAAGCCCUGUACACACUGACUCAAACUAUUUCCGAUGUACUGCUGGUCCCAUUUGCUGAGAUCAUCAGAGCCAAGUCUCACAUCAUUUUCUCCUUAUCCGACCCUCUGACAGCAUUCCCCUUCUCGAUUCUCCCAUUCGAUGAUAAGCCUCUAAUCAUGCACGCGGCUAUUUCCCAAGUACCCAGCUUAACAAUUCUCUAUCACCUUUCACGGCGGGAGAUGAAAUCAGAGGCGCCGACAGUCUCUGUGCUCGCCAAGUCACCCAUUGUGGCAUCAGAAGAUGUUGCUAGAGCCCAAAGUGAGGUCAAUUUACACAUGGCGGGAAUUGAAGCAGUCAAUAUUGCACGCUUGUUUGCGACUUGGCCUAUCGAAGCGUCCACUCUCUCUCGAAAGGACUUUCAAGAUUAUGUGGAAGGAGAAUCACUGAUAAUGCACAUUGGCACACACGGCAAUUUCAACCAUCGCAGUCCUCUGCUAUCAUCGAUCUCAAUUGGAGAUGGUCAAGAAUUUCGCGUGGCCGAUAUGUCAGCAAUAAAAAGUAAGGUCAACCUUCUCGUCUUCGCCGCCUGUCUCAGUGGGCUUGGAAAGGCAACGAUUGGCAAUGAAGUCCUUGGCUUUUCUCACGUCGUCCUGAGUACAGGCUGUCAAGCCUAUAUCGGAGCACUCUGGGAAGUCAGCGACUUUGGAUCCAUGUUCAUCAUGACCCUUUUCUACCGGUAUUUGAAAAACAACGCGCACUUGACUGUCUCUGAUAUCAUGAGGAAAGCCCAGAUAAAUCUUUUGUUGUUGGAUAGCAACAAGGCGGAGGAAUUCCUCAAUGAUAUUUUAGAAGACUGGACUGUGCAGAGGGGUCAUGAUCCUUCCGAGUUUGUUCCUGAUGCUAAAUAUCUCCUUCAUAUCAAGAGAAUGAUUCUAACCCAACUUGACUGGUCUAGCCCUUUCUAUUGGGCACCAUUUACGCUGGUGGGUUAUGGUGGGUUCCGAUUCGUGCAUGAUAGGUAG